AUGUCAUACAAUACAAACGACAACCGCUUCACCCUGACGGACUAUACCUACGAUGGAACAGACGAGCAAAGCAUGCAACAACACGCAGAAAGCAGCUCAGCCGCCAUCGCAAGAUCAGCAUAUAGUGAUUUGGCGCCAGCACUGAAGGAAGGAACCGCAAUGACAUCUGGGGUAUCCCCUAAUCUAUCACCCCCAGCUGCUGCUUAUCGUCCAAGAGCUCAGAGACAACCAACGGAUGGGAUACCUGCUAGUUCUGGUGGAUUAAAGCUGCAUGAUUAUCCCCCUUCCUCGCCGCAUCUCUUCCCGCCCUCUUCCCCUUCUCAGUCCUUCCCCAAUCUUUCACCUGCCCAAUCCUACUCUUCAACGCAGCACCUCAACGCUCCUUCAGAUACACCUCUUUCCGGCGAUUACGAGAUCAGCAUCGUUCGCGAUGAGGAAAGGGAUUUAGAAGGUGAUAGAAGAUCAACAUACAGUGAUAUGAGUGAAAAGCACGCCGGAGGGUUCGACGAGCCAACGACUCCUGCUCCUGGGAUGAAAAGGAUGGACUCAAGCAAGAGCAGAAGUGCAUGGUUCAAAAUGAUUCCCUCCACAUGGUUGACCAGGUGGUUAUCGGCCACUAUACUUCUCGAGACAGUCAUCAACCUGGCUAUUGAGGGUAACAUCCUUUAUCGCUUCAACGAAGAGGUCAAGUCGUCUGAUUCAACCGAUCUGGAAUUGGAGAAUAGAAGGCGGCUCCCUAUAUACCUAAUCAUUUUUGGUCUUGCGCAUCUCUGGCAAAUCGUUCUCACUGUCAUUGCCAUUCGAACGAAAAACACUAUUCAAGUUAUCAGCGUCACUGCCUUCAACUACGCGUUCCUUGGCUAUGCCAUCAUUCAGAUUUACGAAUUGCGCAAGAUCUUAGGGGACAACUUGGCGUCUGAACUCAUUGAUGACGAAGAAGGCGCGACGCUGAUGACUAUCCCGCUCAACGUCUUGACGGCGUUGAUCAUUGCCGUCGUUGGAGUUAGUUGUUUUAUCCUGAGUGGAUUGAGCUUUUACCUGCAAAGAGAGUUUGGAUGGCAAAGAUACCGUUUCUUGGGAGCAGAUCUGAUGAUCAGAGAAUAUUACUUCAAGUUACAAGUCUUCGAGUGUAUAUGCUACUUCUCAGCUUUCUUCUGCGCAGGAUUUGGAAUUCAGUUCAUCUGGCUCGUGCUCAAUCCCGAUGACGUCGAAUAUAUCAUAACCUGGGUCGCUUUCCCUUUACUCCUCGUAUUCUUGGUCAUAGGCAGAUGUGCAGCGAAAUAUGAAAACAGAUACCUAAUGGCCGCAUUCAUGAUCGGUUUGAUAGCAGGAUGUGCAUACUUCAUUUAUAAACUCGCAAGAAUAUGGCAACAAGCAGAUACGACCUACCGAACUCUAGCUAAAUCAUUGACUACCUUUGACGCGCUAAGUUUGGUCAGUCUGAUAGCAUGUGGGAUUUGGGGCGUGUCGGUCUGGUUAAAUUUCGGUAAAGGGUUGAAACAAGCUCUUCUCGCAAGGCCCGGUGCGAUCUCCUCGGUUAUAGGCAUGUGGAGAGCUAAAAGUCGUGAGACUCAGGAAAAGGGUCAAGAGAUGAUAUUAGCUGAAAGAAGGAUAUCUAUUGACUAG
Molecule: messenger RNA, 1626 nt
Organism: Kwoniella shivajii
Lineage: Eukaryota; Fungi; Basidiomycota; Tremellomycetes; Tremellales; Cryptococcaceae
Exons: 10
Coding region: 1-1626 (541 amino acids)
Cellular component (GO): Golgi apparatus
Source: RefSeq, a predicted model, not a curated record